GUAAGGUUUAGUAACAAAUCUGCAGUAGUGGUAGAUCAUGAUGAAGCUACUUCUUUCUCUGACUCUCAUCUGGGCUCUGUCCAGCACAACUGCAGCUCUUGUGUGUCAGACUUGCACUGAUGAUUCAUGUACAAGCACCGUGCCACUAACAUGUUCCACGGAGACAAUGUGUUUAACUGCCGCCAUUGAAGCCGUUUCAUCUGGAACUCCUGGACAACAAAUCUUCAAGGCGUGUGCGUCGUCCUCCCUUUGUCCAGCCACAGGAUCUCAGAUAUUUUCAGUCAACUUGGGUAUUUCGAGUGCACUUGCAUCUACUACAUGCUGCAACACAGAUAACUGCAACUCAGCCACUCUAUCAUUCCCCACCACUCCAUCAGUCAACAGCCUCCAGUGUUAUUCAUGUGACCCUGCCACAUCACAAUGCACCACUUCAGUACAGUGUACGGGAACACAAGAUCGCUGCUUUCAAGCAAGUGUGACAAAUGGGGCCUCCACUUCUCCUGCCUUUGGUUGUGCAUCUACAAACAUGUGUGCAGCUGCUGGUAGCUUGGGGACACUACCGUUCAUGCAAAAUGUUGGCAGCAUUAGCAGUGGACCAACUUGUUGUGAGACAAAUCUAUGUAACACUCUCACAACAACUGCUGCCCCAACUACAACUGCUGCUCCAACUACAACUGCUGCCCCAACUACAACUGCUUCUCCAACAACUGCUUCACCAACUUCAUCUGCUGCUGCAACUACAACGACAUCAUCACCAACUUCAACUGCUUCACCAACUUCAACUGCUGCCCCAACAACUGUUUCCGCAACUACAACUGCUUCACCAACUUGCUACCCCAACUGCAACAGGUGCACCACCUACAGCAACCCCUGCCCCAACAGUCCUCUCAACCAUAGCAACCUCGGCUCCACCAACAGUGACAUCCAACUUAGCGACACAAACCAACCCAACUACAACUACAACUACCUCCAGUUCUGCUUGUUGUAUCAGACUGGGUUCCUGUCUGCCCCGCCCCCGUCCUCGUCUGCGUGCACCUGA
Molecule: messenger RNA, 1039 nt
Organism: Solea solea (common sole)
Lineage: Eukaryota; Metazoa; Chordata; Actinopteri; Pleuronectiformes; Soleidae
Product: threonine-rich protein-like
Exons: 7
Coding region: 38-1039 (333 amino acids)
Source: RefSeq, a predicted model, not a curated record